AUGAAGUGCCUGCUUCCAGCCUGCAUUCUUCUUAUUGCCGUUAUUGUUGUUGAAGGUCGGCGAUAUGGGGAGAAAAGACUUCCAAUUCACCCAAAGAAACCCCUUAUAGGACACCCCAAAAAGACAUUUGGAAGCAAAGGAGUCAUAGGUAAUAAGAAGAAGGUAGGAUUCUUUGAUGGUUUCCGAAAAAAGGGAAUAUUUGGCGGAUCAAAGAAAGGACUUAACAAAGGCACUAUAAAGGACAAAGGGAUCAUUCCCGGUAAAACUGGACUUAUUCCGGAUACUAAGAUUAUUCCAGACAAGACUGGAAUAAUCGGUACAUGUCCUUCAAGACCGUGUCUCCAAACACAAGAAUUCAUCCCACAAGAAUGUCGUAGACCUCAAUUCUUCCUCCACAAUGGCCGCCAAUGUCCCGACUGUGAUAUUGAUAUUUGCAUAGGUGGAUCCAUUCUUCCUGAUAAUGGAGGGGUUUUUGGAGGAGGACUAGGACCAAGGGCACCUCUUGGGCCAAGACGGAAUCUUCCUGGUGACCUGGAUUGGCAGAGAGGUAUUGGAACAGAUUUUCCUGUUAUUCCAGGAGGAGUAAGUACCCCAGUAAAUGGCGCAUUUCUCCCAGAUCCACGAUUUGGUGGACAGAUUGGACCGGAUCAAUUCGGACCGGGAAGUUUUGAUCAGUUCGGAUUACAAAAUGACAGACAGUUUGGUCCUUUACCAAACAGUGGACUAAAUGGACUAAACGAUCGCUUCAAUGCUGGAUUUAGUGAUUUUGAUCCGUCAUGGAACACAGGAAAUGUGGGAGAUUUCGGUGCUUCCUGGAGAGACAAUGCUAUACCGACCAACAGGCGGUCUAGUUUUAUCUAAUCAUUGCU
This is a messenger RNA of Saccostrea echinata, 869 nucleotides long. RefSeq lists its product as uncharacterized. The coding region runs from base 1 to 861 and encodes 286 amino acids. The record is from RefSeq and is a predicted model, not a curated record. NCBI's taxonomy places the organism in Eukaryota, Metazoa, Mollusca, Bivalvia, Ostreida, Ostreidae. The transcript has 2 exons.